AUGAAGUUUCCGACUGUCUUGACACUAGCGUUGUUUGCAACAUGCGAUGCUCUCAAAGUGACCAUCCUCGCAGAUACCAACCGCGACGGAAAAGUCGACAAGAAAGACAUCGACGGCAAAUCUUCAUGGACCGCUAAUCGAGGUGCCUUAAUCUUGCCCAACAUCGGCGAUACUGGCCUUCGUUGCGCUAAGAAAUGGGGACCCAGCGUCGACAUCAUCUCCAGCAACGAGACUUAUUUGGAUUUGUGCAAUGAUGCGACAGAUGACAUUCAACGUAACCCGAAAUAUCUUGCGCCGCUCAAAACACUUCCCAUAUCUGGAUUGAGCCCAUCUGCUAAGGGAUCCAUCCAAGUCACUGAUAAAACAGCCGCAGCAAAGGUCCGUGUCUUUACAAAGAAGAGUAACAAAUGGAUCUACGUAGCGGGCGAUUAUGUGUUCACUACUAAGGAGCUUUCAUCGGGUCUCGAGCUGGGUGUUGAUGCCCGCGAUGUUCGUCGACCCAAGGGCUGGGAUGGAAAUGCAAAGAUACAGUUCACAGUCACUGAUGGCAAGACAAAAGCAACCGACACUGUCGCUGUGCGAGUUGCUCCUGUAUUGACUCACCACCACGGGCAGGUCGCCCAGCGCAUCUUUUCAACGGGUGUGAACGAACCUGGCUCCAACCCUCAGCAGCAGCAGUUUGUGGAUGACAUCAAGCGCAACGUCGCCAGUUCCGGUAUCAAAGACCCCAUCUUCCUCUUCGACAACCAAGAUGUCUGGACACAGGACUUUUUUGAACCUGGAUACUCAAGCAUGCCUGGCCCGAAUGGCCCGAUUACUAUCCGGAUCAUGAUCCGAUCGGUCCAGAGCUCCCGUAGAUCCGGCCGCGACGCAUUCCAUGAACUCCGAAACGAUAAGGUCGGCGCAGUUCAACAUCCAGGUGACGGCGAUUCUAUCGAUUCCACUGGAAAUCUGGAGACUAUUCCGCCCUACAAGCACAACGGAAAGUCGUUCCCUCAAGGAAGAACGAUCAUGGGCGCUUGGGACGGAAGAGCUCCUCUCAUGGUUGACUUUCUCAAGGCCCAAGAGGUCCAAGACCCUCUGAUUCUCGAUACGAGCUGGUUGUACGUUGGCCAUGUUGACGAGUUCCUUCAGUUCCUGCCUACCUACAAUGAACGUGGAUGGAUCAUUAUGGUUGCCGAUCCGCUCAAGGGUCUUGAUCUUCUGAAGAAGGCGUCGAAAGCCGGUCAUGGAAGCGUCAGGGCUGUUUCCCGUUCACUUCAAGUGGAGGAGAAGAAGCAGGAGUUGUGUCUUCCCAGGCAGACUAUCCAAGAGGCUCUCAAGUUCAAGAACUUUGACGCCAUCCAGAAGAGCUCAGCUCAGCGCAUUGAAGCCAAUCUCAACAUCCUGAAGCGAGAGACUGGAAUCACUGACAAGGAUAUUUUCCGAGUUCCUAUGCCAUUCUACUAUGCUGAGUCAAACAGUUGGUUAUGUCCCGGACAGAAGCCAUCAGAUUCAACUGCAGAGGAAGAUGCCUCCAAAACGCCUCAAAAGAGCUCAAGCAAGACCGGCAUUACGUUGAAAGGCGCUACGGGACCUAUUUACAAGGCGAAAUCGAUCGUAGAGGCCGGUACUCCAAAGAACUCACUGCAACGACGUGCGAUUGAUACAGCUACACAGGUUCUGGCUCUCUGGCCAGGUACCGUCAAUGGUCUGGUUUUGCCGGACCAGAAGGUCCUUGCACCUAAGCCCUGGGGUCCCGUAAUCAACAAGCAGGAUAUCUUUGCGAAUGCUGUAUCCGAGGUAUAUGCUAGUGCCGGGUACAACAUUACUUAUCAGGAUGAUUGGUUCUCUCACUUCAAGUUCCAAGGAGACGUUCACUGUGGCAGCAAUUCGUGGAGGGCUGUAGACAUCAAGUUUUAG
Fusarium fujikuroi IMI 58289 is the source of this 1902-nucleotide messenger RNA. RefSeq names its product related to protein-arginine deiminase type II. Lineage: Eukaryota; Fungi; Ascomycota; Sordariomycetes; Hypocreales; Nectriaceae. The record is from RefSeq and is a predicted model, not a curated record. Gene Ontology annotation, cellular component: cytoplasm. The transcript has 2 exons. Gene Ontology annotation, molecular function: protein-arginine deiminase activity; calcium ion binding. Bases 1 to 1902 code for a protein of 633 amino acids.